UCUCAAUAGUAAUUGCAAUAACAACUCAUUCUGUCGAUAAUGUCUUGGUCGUGCUAUUAUUCAGCUCCUUUGCCAGCCUUCUGAUUCACCGCUCGGAACGGCCAUUUAACUUUGCCAUCUGGUUUAUUCGGUAAUAAACUCCGAUUCCGCCGUGCGGAAAUAAGACGAAGCAGAGACGAGCAAUAAGAUUAUCCGCUCAUCAAAGGCCAAUUGGAGAACUUCCAUUUGUCUUCUGUUCUCUUCAUGCUCGCUGUUCUCUCAGCUGUUGUAUAUACAGAUCAGAAUAAUGAACAGCUUCCGGGGUAUACGACGACUCGUCGCGGCGACUUCUUUGCCCUCUUCACGCCGCUUCGCGGGAACAAGUAGCCCGCGUCAGCGAAUACCAAUAUUUGGCCCCGGCAGCAAUACUGAGCCGUCAGCAGCGCCCGAAACACGACUGGGACAGUACGAGAUUGUCGAUAGUUGUCCUGAACCCGAUUUUGAUACCGGAUGUACGUUUUGCCAGCCAGAGUUCCCGCCUGAUCUGCAGGUCAAGAGCGGCGCGCCGCUGGCUGGCACUGCGCCUUCGGUCGGGAGGCAUUUACUUGUUUCUACUGGGCAUAGCGAGUGGCCGAAUAAGACAGAACUGGAUCCGGCUUCAUUAGAAGCAAAGCUCCGCGAUUUGCAGCGUACCGGCGGAAUACGACGCGAUCCGGACUUCAACUACCUCGUCACAAGCACAGAUUUGGCCCCACCAGAAGACAAAGACUCCUGGUCAAUCCACAUGUACCCCGACAACCUCUACUUCCCGCGCGUGCCGUUCGCCAAGGCCGACGCGUUCAUGAAACGAUAUCUUGUCCCCAGUCGCGCGCAGGAAGCUGAGGGGUUUGAAGAAGAAGUCGAGGUUCGCAAGGCUGAGAAUCCGAUCAUUGCAAUCUGUGGACAUACUUCGCGCGAUAUGCGAUGUGGAAUAGUCGGUCCUAUGCUGAAGGCUGAAUUUGAGCAAGUGCUGGGAGCAAAAGGCCUGCUCUACGACAGCACCACCGACAAAGGAGUCAAAGUCGCUAUAGUCUCCCACGUCGGCGGACACGUCUACGCCGGCAACGUGAUCAUUUUUGACGGGCGCGGAAAUUCAAUCUGGUAUGGUCUAGUGCAGCCAAAACACGUGCAGGGUAUCGUGAAGCAGACGAUAGAGCGCAAACAGAUCAUCCGCCCGCUGUAUCGCGGCGGCACCAUACUCGACUAGCUCCUCAGUGCAGUUAAAUGUAUUCUAAAUAGAAUAAUAGAUCCACAUUCAAGAG
Myxozyma melibiosi is the source of this 1280-nucleotide messenger RNA. Its product is annotated as actin patches distal protein 1. The coding region runs from base 287 to 1225 and encodes 312 amino acids. The transcript has 5 exons. Lineage: Eukaryota; Fungi; Ascomycota; Lipomycetes; Lipomycetales; Lipomycetaceae. The record is from RefSeq and is a predicted model, not a curated record.